CGAAACUAACUGGAAACCAUGGAUGAAUGAAAGCGCGGUGUCUCAUUAUCAGGCUGAGAUCUUUAUACAUGCCCCAAUGGAGCAGGAUGUGGAGAGCCCUGCUGCAAUCAGGAAACCCAAACUGCCCAAGCAUGUCAGGGACGAUCUCCCCAAACACCUGGUGGAGAAGGACCACCACGAAAAACAAAAGAAGAAGAAGAUCCAGAGGUACGUGCGCAAGGACGGGAAGUGCAACGUGCACCACGGCAACGUGCGGGAGACGUACCGCUACCUGACGGACAUCUUCACGACCCUGGUGGACCUCAAGUGGAGGUUCAACCUCUUCAUCUUCGUGCUGGUCUACACCGUCACCUGGCUCUUCUUCGGGUUCGCGUGGUGGCUCAUCGCCUACAUCCGGGGGGACCUGGAGCACAUCGGGGACAACCAGUGGACUCCCUGCGUCGACAACCUGAACGGAUUUGUGUCCGCCUUUUUGUUCUCCAUAGAGACCGAGACGACCAUCGGGUACGGGUACAGGGUCAUCACGGACCAGUGUCCCGAGGGCAUCUUGCUGCUCCUGGUGCAGUCGGUGCUGGGAUCUAUCGUCAACGCCUUCAUGGUGGGCUGCAUGUUCGUGAAGAUCUCGCAGCCCAAGAAGCGGGCGGAGACCCUGGUGUUCUCCACGCACGCGGUCAUCUCCAUGCGGGACGGGCGCCUGUGCCUGAUGUUCCGGGUGGGGGACCUGCGCAACUCGCACAUCGUGGAGGCCUCCAUCCGAGCCAAGAUGAUCAAGUCCAAGCAGACGAAAGAGGGGGAGUUCAUCCCUCUGAACCAGACGGACAUGAACGUGGGCUACGACACGGGCGACGACCGCCUCUUCCUGGUGUCGCCGCUCAUCAUCUGCCACGAGAUCAACCAGCACAGCCCCUUCUGGGAGAUCUCCAAGGCACACCUGGCCAAGGACGAGCUGGAGAUCGUCGUCAUCCUGGAGGGCAUGGUGGAGGCCACAGGUAUGACGUGCCAGGCGAGGAGCUCGUACGUGUCGAGCGAGAUCAAGUGGGGCUACCGCUUCACUCCGGUGCUGACGCUGGAGGACGGCUUCUACGAGGUGGACUACAACAGCUUCCAUGAGAUCUACGAGACCAACACGCCCAGCUGUAGCGCCCGCGAGCUGGCCGAGAUGACAGCGCGCGCGCGCCUCCCGCUGACGUGGUCCGUGGCCAGCAAACUCAGCCAGCAGGGGGCGCUGUACACGGACGGAGGAGGUGGCGUACCACCACCAGCGGAGGAGAAGGAGAAGGACGAGCACACAAGCCUGAUGGAGCAGACGGAGAGGAACGGCGACAUUGCCAACAUCGAGAGCGAGUCCAAAGUGUAGAGUAGAGGUGGUUGAUGGAGGACUGGGGAAAAAAAACAUGUCCCUUGUUGUCGUCGUCGGUCUUUCCCCUCCACGUCCACACGCUCGCAAACUCUUUUAUUUCAGUGUUCAGAGUCCACUCUAGAGUGGAGAAGAGACCUUGACAAGGCUUGAAGGCACAGACACACCCCCACACACACACAAUACAAUAACUUCAAUAUGUUGCCCCCCCCCUCCUCACGUAUUGCCCCAAAGAUAACUGAAAUGAUGCCUGGACAAAGAGACGUCUGGGCUAACUGCAUGGUCUCAAACAGGAUUUCUAAAAAGAAAGUUAUUUUCAGAUUUUUAAUUGAAAGAGGAAAACCUUAUAUAAAUAUAUAUUCUAGGGCAUUUGAAUUUGUAUUUUUGUACAUAUGUUUCAAUAUUAGUUUGUUUGAAGAUGUGUGAAUAUAUUAUGACACAAGUCCGUUUGAUACAAACCCAUUUAGACCAGGUCUGUACUGUAUAUAUUUUAUGCCUUAUGUGAUAAUCUUUCAUUUCUUAGGGAUUUUUUUCUGGAAUAUUUAAGCAUGUAUACAAUUCAUGUCGCCACGUUGUCGUUUCUGCAGGAUGUACAUACAGUAAUUGCUUUCACAGAGUCGACACAAGACACACAAGUCACACGCUCUGCAGGAUGCAAAACUUGUCCGUCAGCCCGACUGAAUUCUUUCUCAGUCUUUUGUGAAAGGGUCUGAUCUUGGCAUUGCAUGCCUGGCCAAGUCUUGCUCCGAGAUGUCUUGUGACCAGUGGCUUGAAACCCUACAGGGAUGUUUUUGAUUUCUACAAUCACAGUUUUCCCCCCUUUCCUAAGCGGUAGUCUUUUGUGAGUGUCUACCAUUGAUUUAUUUAAUUUCUGCAGUGCCCUUUAAGUUAGAAUGAGAUUGCGUGUGUGGAAAGGGAAAGCAACAUACAUUCUUCUGUGUGUGUGUAUGAGUGUGUGUGUGUAUACAGUAUAUAUAAUAAUGACAGUUCUACAAACGUAAUUGUUUUAGGUAACAGUAGCCCAUGUCCAGGCCCUUACCUUUCCAAGGUUUGGCUGAAUAGGAGUUUACAUACAAUAUACUUUUUUGUUUUUAGAAUGACUAUUAUGAGCCUUUUCUUUGAAUUUUUUCACAGGUAGCCUUCUGAAUAUUUUUUUUAAUAUAA
Engraulis encrasicolus (European anchovy) is the source of this 2521-nucleotide messenger RNA. It is a transcript of the gene kcnj6, whose product is annotated as potassium inwardly rectifying channel subfamily J member 6. Gene Ontology annotation, biological process: regulation of monoatomic ion transmembrane transport; potassium ion import across plasma membrane. Bases 23 to 1357 code for a protein of 444 amino acids. The record is from RefSeq and is a predicted model, not a curated record. The transcript has 4 exons. Lineage: Eukaryota; Metazoa; Chordata; Actinopteri; Clupeiformes; Engraulidae. Gene Ontology annotation, cellular component: plasma membrane. Gene Ontology annotation, molecular function: G-protein activated inward rectifier potassium channel activity.